AUGGUCUCAAACAUUCUUGCUCGACCUAAACGCGCCGCAGAAGAGUACGCCAGACAGCAUCACGCAGGGUACGACUCUGACGGGCCAUCGUCUACGAAAAAGGCGCGGUUCGAUAUUCGGAACCCCUCAACUUUGGUUCCCGAUGCCGCCGAGGAAGAUAUUGUUCUGGAUGCAGAUGAGAUUGGUCGCCGUGGACAGAAACUCAAGCGCAAUGCCGUGAACAUUGAUGGUUACGACUCCGAUAGUGAAAACGAGAACUUUGCAACACGCGCCGAAGCGAAAGCGAAGGCCAGUACUGGAGCUGGGGAUGCUGAUGAAGAUGAUAUGUUUGCGGAAUUUGACGACGAGGAAAAAGUACCUGAUGGUGACUCUGGGCAAGCAAAAAAGCAAGUCCGAUUCCUGGAUGACAGCGAAAUAGAAGGGCAAAUCAAUGAUUCUCGAAGUGGAGGCAAAGUCUCAUUAGAUGGCCUGCAUUCAGGUCGAAAGGGUAAAGAGAAAGCUGUAGAUGAUGCGUCUAGCGACAGCGACACUGAUGAAGAGGGCCGCGCUGACCUUGGAGGACUUGAUAAAGAGUUGGGUGCUGGCGGGAAGAAAACACACGCGCCACUGCUCGAUGCUUUCAAUAUGAAAUCGGAACAGGAAGAAGGUCGUUUUGAUGAAGCCGGUAACUAUAUACGAAAAGCUCUUGAUCCGGAUGCUGUGCAUGAUUCGUGGCUGGAGGGGGUCUCCAAGAAAGACAUGAAAAAGGCGAGAGCUGCAGCAGAAAAGAGGGAAGAAGAGCGGAGACAGAAAUCCAUUGCGGACUCGAAUAUCCUCACGGGUGAUUUACUAAAAACAUUGAUCACCAACACACUCCCAGGGGAAACGAUCCUAGAAGCCCUUGCCCGGUUAGGUAAAGGACAGAAGCACCGGCCGAAAUGGCAGAAUAAAAAUAAGAACAGACACAGAAAAAUGGACGGGCCUGUGGAUGAUGUGGAUAUGAUACAAGAGGACCCAGCAGAAACAGCCCGUAAGAGUGCUAUUGAAGAGUUGACGGGAGCUGCAGAUAUCCUUUUGAGCCGCGGGCAGAUAGAUAUAUACGAAACAGAGCGAGAAAUGCUUGCAAGGCAAUAUCGUCGUGAAACAGGCGAAGAAUGGGCUGAACCUUCACCAUCGGAACCUGCCGCGCCAGAGGUGGAAGAGAGUGCAAUGUGGGAAUUCCGCUGGUCGGACGCUCGCGACGGCGGUGCUACACAUGGACCUUAUGACAAGUCCACGAUGGCAUCCUGGCAAAAUGCAGGCUAUUUCGGAGAUGACGGCGUGAUGUUUCGAAAAGUGGAUUCUACGGACGAUUGGAGGACCGGUGUUGUUUUUGCAUAA
Molecule: messenger RNA, 1359 nt
Organism: Ophidiomyces ophidiicola
Lineage: Eukaryota; Fungi; Ascomycota; Eurotiomycetes; Onygenales; Onygenaceae
Exons: 1
Coding region: 1-1359 (452 amino acids)
Cellular component (GO): U5 snRNP
Molecular function (GO): protein binding
Source: RefSeq, a predicted model, not a curated record